CCUCAGCCACCCCAGACCCACGGCCGGGACAACAUGUCGAGUUCUGAGGAACGCCACUCUUGUGAUGUUCAUCGGACGGAAGAAAGACAAGGAAGCGGGGAAACUAAAGCCGGGCAGAGACAGCGAGGUUCCCAGAAGACCUGCGAUUACAUCAGCAGCCGGCCCGGACUGUCGACUCCAGACACCCAGGCCCCGGUUCCACCAUGCAGCCACAAGGCCGCCCACCCUGAGAGCAGAGGACGGCGGAACAAGGGGCCUUGUCCUGAGCCCAGAGGUCUGGCAGGAUGGCCGUCGUUCAUGCCAUCCAUUCAGAACACGGAGGGCUACUGCAGCGACCGGAGUGAUGACCACACACCCACACCAGCUCCCGGAAAAGGAGGUGACGGAGGUUCAGCUUUCCGCCGAGCAAGGCAGACUAGGAGAGCCACCCCCAGGUACGGGCAGUCUACAGAUGGGGAUGAGGGUGAUGAGGACACAGACGAAGGGCACUGCAGCCGCAGGAGUAAGACCCAGCUUAAGAUGACCCUAGAAGUCCAGUUGGAGAAGAUGAAAUGCGAUGGGUCCAGGAUGGAGGAUGUUCUCAGGACUCUCCGCCAUAAGUGUGAAACAGAGGAGGGGAAACUGGAGCUGAGAAGAGAAGCGCUGCGUGAGUCAGAGUCUUCCAUCUCUGACGCUCAGCAGAAAACAAAGCAUGCUUUGCAGGAGCUGGCCCAGAUUUGUACCGAGACAGCACAGAUGGAGUUGGAGGGACAGAAACUGGACACCCGUCUGAGGGAAAGAAAGCCCAGUCUUCAGCUGUGUGGCCUGAGGAGCGAGUCCUGUCUCCAGCCAAUCGGGGACAUGGAGGAGGAGCCUGGAAAUCUGCGCAGAAUGACCCAAGAUGGCUGCCACGCAGAGACGAAAGCGCCGGGUUUGGUGGUGUCCAUCUUGGAGAGGCUGGAGACGGAGCGGCAGCUGGACUCCACCAAAACCCAACUGUUUGCAGAGAAGCGACGCUCUCGGGACAAGCUGGACUCCAUGCAGGAGCGGUUGGAUGAGGCUGAGGAAGAGCUCCAGAGGGCCAGAGAGGAGCAGGGCCUGCUGAGGUCCAGGAUUGAGGCUCUAGAGGAGGAACAGAGGCAGAAACAGGAGCUUGUGGUGGCUCUGCAGCGGGGGUCCGGGGGGCUGCGGGGCCAGCUGGUUGAGUGUAAGGAGAGGCUGGGCUCCCUGGAGAAGAUUGUAUCCCAAAAGGACCUUCAGAUAAUUUGCGCCCAGGAAGUGCAGGAGACUCUGCGUGCUGCCAGAAACAGCCUACAGGGGGAGCUCCAAACAAUGACACUCCAGCACUGCAAGGUAGGCAAGAUGGUGGCAGAAGAGAAAGACCUCGCUUUGAGGGAACAGGCUGAGGUGUUCACACGGCAGCUGGAGUCUGCUCAAACCUCCCUGAAGCUGAGCGAGGGCGUGGCCAGGGGGCUGAGGGGGGCUCUGCACCAGCAGGAAGAGACUGGGAAGAAACGGGAAGAGCAGAUGCAUGAUGAAGCAAAAGAAAAGGUCCGGAAGGCUUCAGAGGUGGAGAAGGAGAACAUGGCUGCCCUGCAGCAGCUGCAGGAGAGGAACCAGGAAGCGCUGGAGGGAGCUAGGCGUAACCUUGAGGAGGAGAGGAAGAACUCUCAGGCUCUUCAGAAACGCGCGGCCGAGCUGCAGACUAAGGUAGAGGAGCUGGAGGGAGCGUGCUGUUUUCAGAAGAGAGAGCAGGACGCGGCGCUAGCCAUGCUACACAGCUCGCUAACGGAGGAGCGCCGUGCCGAGCUAAAGCGACAACGCAGACACAUGGAGCAGAACCAUGAGGUGGUUUCUAAGGAGCUUGCCGUGAGGCUGCGAAGGCUGGAGGAGACAGGCCAGCUGGCGCAGAGGGAGGCAGAGCGGCUGCGCCGGGAGAUGGGUGAGAGGGAGGAGAGCCACCAGAGGACCACAGCCAUGCUGGAGCAGCAGCUGAGACAGGUCACCCAGGGGCUGGUGGCCGAGGGCCAGCAGCUCUGCCUCCUGGUGGACCAGGGAGGAUCCAGAGGAGAGCCCACGCAGCUCCCUCAGAGUCCUACUGCAGCCCAGGCCUGCCAGUACCUGCACGAUCUGAGGGUGCAGUUACAGAACUUCAUCCACCAUCUUCACCAGGAGCUGCAGUCUCAGAAACAGAACGCUUCCAGACUGAAGCACGCCCAGGAGCAGGAGUUGUGUAUCCAGAGGGAGGAGAUGGAGAUGGAGAAACAGCAGGCCUUGCAUUCGCUGAAGGAGCGUCUCAUUCAGGAGCACGUGGAGGAGUUGAGCAGCGUGAGGCGGGGGCCCGGGGCCUCCCUACGAAGGCAACGGCAGGCCACAGACCAGGAGGUGAGGCAGGUCCAGAGCAGCAGGGGCCGGUUGAAGAGCCUGACCGGGUCUGUGGAGGAGCUCCCAGCUGAGGGGGAGAGACGGAUCGGUAGGAGCCAAGAGAGGAAGCCCAGGAGGCCUGAUGGAGCGACGAGCCUGGCGGGCGAGGCGUCGGGCGACUCUGGGGGACAUCGGCUGGUGGCAGACCCCUCCUGCCACGCACCCGGGUCCCCCCCCCGCCCAGCCUCUGACCCCGCCUCCCUGAGGAUCCUUCACCACCUCCGGAGCCGGAUCCGAGAGCUCCGCGCCGAGGGCCAGAGCGGCCCCUCCCCCGCUCCGCCCAGGCAGGGCAGCGACCUUUUGGGGUCCUACCUAGAGACGGUACGGCCCCCGGUGGAGAGGACUCGGACCGCCUGUCCCUUAGUAAGCUGAGGUCUUACUAGUCUGACAUUCAGUUUACUAUCCUGUGAUGAGACGUUGGUAUCUUUUUUUUUGACCUUAUUAAAGAAAAUGUGUGAAACAUUGCAAAAGACAUCACAUUCAUGUUAAAUGGACGACUAUUAGCCAUAUUAGGAUUUAUGAGUUCAUAGCGCAGAGGGAUGAGCCGCUCAUUUGGGGACUGAAAGGUUGCUGGUUCAUUUGGAGCAACCAUCUUUGAAUUCUCUGAGGAAGAGUUGGUUGCGUCGAUGUGGGAAUGGCUGCAUAAGGUGUUCAGAUGUAAACCGUCAGCUCAGCAGUACGUUGACUAGGAACCGAAUAAAGUCCAUCUCCAAUACCCAUGAGAACAGUCAGCUCAUUAAAUGGACCCGAAAGGGAAGCUCUCCAAUGAGGAUCAGUGUGAGCG
Gadus chalcogrammus (walleye pollock) is the source of this 3187-nucleotide messenger RNA. RefSeq names its product trichohyalin-like. The coding region runs from base 34 to 2775 and encodes 913 amino acids. The transcript is spliced from 22 exons. Lineage: Eukaryota; Metazoa; Chordata; Actinopteri; Gadiformes; Gadidae. The record is from RefSeq and is a predicted model, not a curated record.